UACCACAUAAUGGUUUGAUUCCUCUUGUACUUUCAAUGUUUUCAACAAUUAAUUGCUAACUUGUGAUUUUCUUGUAUCUACGUACAUAUUUGAUAAGUGACAGUUAGCCGUGCAUAUUUUGAAAUGAUUUCACUGCUCACUCUUCUUUUAACUACACUCCCCAUUUAUUUGGUGUAUUCAAGUAUAGUGGGAUUGCAGAAAAAUAUCACAGCUGCUAGACGCUCGGGUUUGCCAUAUGUCAUAAGCCGUGAGUCAGAUCAGCCUUUCCUGGUUUUCAUUUUCUAAUCAUUUCCAGCGAUUAAUCUUUAUAACCCAAUCUGGUUGAUAACUCAUCCUAUAUGGCUACCAUUCAUUAAAAUACUGCCAAAGUCAUGGACACAAAGCUGGGUUGAGUGAGUGAUGAUAAGGGUUACUGUCGAAUGUGUUCUAACUAGGUUUAGUUAUACGACACCAGACUGGUGCUGGCAGUUGCUUUAUGAUCCAUUUGCUAAAACGGGGGACACUUUUCUGGUCGUUUCUCCUGGAUCGGUUCUCGUAUUUGUUUCAAAUGCAGAAGCAAUUCAUCAGAUCACAAGUCGUAGAGAUGCCUUCCCCAAACCUCUCAAAUCAUACCGUAUCCUCGAGAUUUUUGGUCGGAAUAUUAUAACAACCGAAGGAAUUGAAUGGAAAGAGCACAGAAAGAUCUCUGCACCCAGUUUUACGGAAAAGAAUAAUACGCUGGUGUUUGCCGAAUCUUGUAUACAAGCACAGGGGAUGUUGAGAAAAUGGCUGGGCCCUGACGGAAAAGGAGAUUUGACUUUGAAAGAAGUGCCAACCGAUACAAUGCGAAUCACCUUGCAUAUAAUAAGUAAGAUUGGAUUUGGAGUCCGUUUAUUAUGGCCAGGGGAAAAACCGAAGACCAAGGAACAAGAAUCUGUUUACAGCAGCAAUGAAGCACCUGAAGGUCAUACCAUGAGCUUCGAGAGAUCUUUGAGUACACUUUUAGAGACUUUAAUCUGGAUUCUUUUUCUUCCAAAAUGGCUUCUGAGUAAGUACAGGGAACGGUCUGAUGUUUAUCAUUACUAACUUUUUUAGAAUUGAUGCCUUUCCAUUCCGCUCAAAAGGCAUUGGAAUCUUUCGAUAAUUGGGGUCAAUACAUGAAUGAAUUAUUUGCCCAGAAGGCUCAAGAGGCUACAGAAGGCAAAGAAAGCGAGGGUAUGGAUAUUAUGGGCUCUUUAGUGAGGAGUUCAUAUGGGCCCACGAGUGUCCAAGUGGCCUCUAAAACAUCACCCAGCCGAGUUGAAAAAGAUCAAGCUAAACGAGUCGCCCUUUCAGAUUCCGAAAUCCUCGGUAAUGCGUUCGUCAUGAUUGUCGCUGGCCAUGAGACGACCGCAAACUCAAUUCAUUUCUCCCUUAUGGAAUUGGCCAUCAACCCUAGAUUUCAACUGCAAAUACAAGAAGAGGUUCAGAAAAUAUUUGGCGAUAGUCCCCCUGAGACUUGGGAUUAUGAUAAAAAUAUAAACCUCCUCUUGGGCGGUACGCUCGGAGCCACGCUCAAUGAACAACUCCGACUCAUGCCUCCUGUAGUCAAUAUUCCUAAAUCAGUUGGUCAAGGCCAUGAUCAAACAAUCUUUAUUGAUGGAAAGAAGAUAACCCUUCCCGCUGGAGCUAAUAUCAAUCUCAAUGCUGUUGGUCUCCAUCGAAAUCCUAGAUAUUGGCCGAACGAGCCCUCGAAGAUCACAUCGAGAGACGAUGAUCUCAAUGAUUUCAAGCCUGAAAGAUGGUUUACUAAGCAAGUAGGAAAAGACGACAACGCAGCUGAAUCUUCUGAGGAGGAUGAUUUUGGUAGCUUUACAGGGAAUAACACAUCCGCAUCGUUAUUCCGCCCAGCAAGAGGUUCAUAUAUUCCAUUCUCUGAUGGCGCGCGAUCUUGCUUAGGACGAAGAUUGGCUCAGGUCAAAAUUAUGGCUGUACUUGCUGUAAUCUUCCAAAAGCACUCGAUAGAGCUUGCUGUUGAUGAAUGGGCUACAGAUGAAGAAGUUUUGACAAUGUCCAUCGACGAGAAAAAAGAAUUGUAUAGUAAGGCGCAAAGGAAAGCAAGAGAGACGAUUAGAGGGGCUACGUCAGUCAUCACUCUGAAGCUUCACCCAGGUUUCAUUCCGGUGCGAUUAAUGAAGAAAGGAGAGGAGCGCUUUGUAAAUGUUGUGGAUUAGUGCUUUAUUUUUAAUACCAGACUGCUUGAUGGUCAUUGUUUGAGACGACGAUCAAGGAUGCAAAUAAAAACAUCUCAAUGUCAUGUACACAACCUUUGUGCAGUACAAAGAUUGUGUUAAAACGUCAUCUUUUUAUCAUUAAUUACCAUAUGGCAUCCAUUUCAUUGUACCGUAGG
Molecule: messenger RNA, 2368 nt
Organism: Sclerotinia trifoliorum
Lineage: Eukaryota; Fungi; Ascomycota; Leotiomycetes; Helotiales; Sclerotiniaceae
Source: the annotation of a GenBank genome assembly